This is a messenger RNA of Saxophila tyrrhenica, 2217 nucleotides long. RefSeq lists its product as uncharacterized. The record is from RefSeq and is a predicted model, not a curated record. Gene Ontology annotation, biological process: cytoplasmic microtubule organization; mitotic cell cycle; spindle assembly. Lineage: Eukaryota; Fungi; Ascomycota; Dothideomycetes; Mycosphaerellales; Extremaceae. Gene Ontology annotation, cellular component: centrosome; equatorial microtubule organizing center; gamma-tubulin complex. Gene Ontology annotation, molecular function: microtubule minus-end binding; gamma-tubulin binding. The transcript has a single exon. Bases 1 to 2217 code for a protein of 738 amino acids.
AUGCUGCACGAGGUUUUGCUCGCCCUGUCCGGCCAUCCAUCUCCACUGUUUUCCGAUCACCAUGAAUCUGGUAUAUCAAAGACCAGCCAAGCCAGGAAUGACUUCCCUCUACUCACGCCGUCGGAGAAGGCCCUUCUAGCAUCCAUUGGCCAGCUGUCAGAACUGCAUCGUAAGUUACGGCGGCACGUAGAACAGAUAGCUGUCGCACACAGUUCAACAAUAUGCCGCGCCGUGGCCACCUCCAUCCAGGAGGUACACCUGGCUCGCUUCCAGGACCAUAUCUUGGAAGUCGAAAGCAAGAUCCUGACCAAAGAUGCCGCGGUCGUGGGAGCGUACGACAUCGUCCCUCUCGCUGGAGUGGUCGGUGAGUUCGAUGACUGGCAUAGGAGGAUGGCUUGGUACUGGGACCUGGCAACAUUCAUGCUUCCGAGUCAUGGCUCCAAGGCUCGAGGAUGUACUGGCGCUAGUUUGAUUGACCGACUGCGAGCAGAGAUGCAGACUGGGUUUGAGGACAUCGAGCAGGCGGCGCUCGAAUUAAGCCGGGUUGCCGAGACCGCCUGGCUACGGCAGGCAUCUUCCUGGGUUCUAUACGGAAAGGUACCAACGUUUGGAGCGAGCGACUUCUUCGUAAAACUCGAAGAAGUGGAUGGCGAGCAGCGAUGUUCAAAGGACAGAAGUCUGCUGCCGAAGUUUGCCAGUGCGCCAACCGCAUCCUCGAUUCUUUUCAUCGGGAAGUCGCUGCUACAGGUACGCAAAUACGGACAGCAGCCAGCACAAUCUACCGCAAAUAGCGAUGCAUCACUUUCCGAACGUGAGCUGGUCUCGAAACACCUUCAGCAUCUCUCGGCACUGUCACUGCCCAUAGUCUCUUCACAACUAUCGAGGGCCAUCUCAUCGAUCCGCCUGUCGCUGUCACAAAACGUCCUCCAGCACCUCCUUCCUAUGGAGGUAGUACUCAAUGUGCUCUCAUGCAUCAAGCAGUUCAUGCUACUCGAGAGGGGCGAGUUUGCCGUGGCGCUAAUCAACGAAGCAGACAAUCGACUCCAGGUAAGACAGCAGAGUAUGGGCCGUCUGUUGCAGCAGGAUCCUGUGAAAGCACUAAAAGGUCUUUCCAUCAACGACGCAGAGUUUCAGCAGACGCUAUUACAGGUCUGGAAAAGGCUAGCGACUCAGGAUGAAGACAUUGAAGAUGAGGUGUUGGACUUCGCUGAGAAGCAUGUCACUUUAUCAACACCGGACAAGGCCGACUCACGACCAUCGACUUCCGACAGCAUUCACGAAGCUGCUGUAGAUCUGACUACUGUUGGCUUCAACGAUCUCCUGUUCCCGAGCGCAGUUAUUCUGGGCCUCAACAUCACGCAACCACUGGACCUCUUCAUAACAUCGACGGAAGUGAAGACCUACUCGUCGGUGAACGCCUACUUGUUGAGCUUGAAGCGAGCACACGUUCGCCUGGCAGACCUGUGGCGCAGGACCGUAGCACGACGGGACACUGCUCCCGCACGAGGAAGUGCAGAUGGCCAGACCACGAAUACAGAGGAUAGACAACGAUUUGCGAAGCGGCGGACGGCCACUCGGAAAGUCUGGGCGACAUGCAGCGCUGCUAUAUUCCUUUUAUCGGAGACAUCAGCAUAUUUCGAAGGCGAGAUCGUUCGAGAAUCAUGGUCGUGCUUUGAGCGCUGGGUCAGACAAUCUGAUCAAGAUGAAGUGUCUCUCCAUAAGUCGACGCAAACCGAAUUGGAGGAGAAGCAGGACGUUGCGCCACGUGACCCAGAAAGCCUGGCAGCCGGCCAUCGAGCAUUCCUCGCAUCACUGGUCUAUGUACUACUACUCAACGACAUCCCAUAUACAAAGGAGCUACGAUCUCUGCUCGGAAACGUGGACAACCUCAUCGCCUUCUUCAAACGCUUACUGGACAUCCAGCAAAAGUUAGACAUGGAGCACGACGCCGGAGGCGAAACGGGCUACACUGCAGAGGAAGAAGCCCGCAUUGCGCUGGAGUUGGACAGGGCACGGAAGAAGGUCGACAGUGAUCUGAGGUCCGUGGUGAACAGGCUGAAGCAGCUUGAUCAGGAGCGCAUCGGGUCUGGACGAUAUUUGAGUGCUAUGUCUAUGGAGAGUGGUGGGUUUGAGCCGUGGAAAGGCGGUGGGGUUGAUCGGUUGCUUAUGAAGUUGGAAUUUGGGAGGAUGACUGUUGAUGAGUAUGACCUUGUAUGA